AUGGCGGAUAUUAUUAUUAAUUUCAAAAUAGAAAUCAUUGGGCCUAGUGGUCGCAUUCUAUAUGCUUGUGAAAACAAAAAUGUAACUUUUAGUAGAGUUGAUGGCUCAGACGGAGGAAAAGCAGUUGAAAGAUCUCGUAUAGUGCAGGACAUUUUAGAAAUGAAUAAAGAUACUCUGUCAAUUCGUUGCUACAUGUCUCGUGUAGAAUCCAUCGAUGAUAGUUCUUUGAAUUGUUUUACUCGAACUAAGAUAAUUGUUAAUCAUCAAAGCCUUCGAUUGAGAUGGACAAUACUUAAUGAACUAAAAACACUGUUUGAGCCAGACGAGGAAAACAGGGACAUUACGACUGAAUUCGUUCAAUUUCCAGAUAUGAAUAAAUAUAAACUCUGUUUCGUCAAUUCUAAUGAUGGCGUGGUAAUAAGAAUUAUUGGUCACUGUGUUUCAAGUCAAUGUGUCGAAUGCAAAAUUAGUUUGUUAGAUGUCAAUGGCUGCCAAGUACUCUCGAUAAAAGACAGGUAUCAGUUUUCAGAAGACGAUGAUGAUGAUGAUUCGUGGAUAUUGCCUACAUUUCUCACCUUCAAUAAUCUGAAAGUUAACCGAAGCAAAUUUAUUAAAAACGGAAGCAUGUGUAUUUUAUGCGAAUUAUUUUGUUUUGGAGGUAUAGAGUCGCAAGCAGUGUUUUAUGGAAAUCGCGAAAUAAAAUUGUUAGCUAAUCACAGUGAUAAUGCUAUUACUAACCACUCUUUACAGAGUGAUAUUCGAAAUUUAUUUUCUGAUAAAAAUUUCUGUGAUAUUAAAAUCCGAGGGAAUGAUGGGAUUGUAGAAGCUCACAAAUCAAUACUAAUAGCUCGGUCUCCAGUAUUUCAUGCCAUGUUCCAACAAGAAAUGCUUGAAACGCAAACUGGGAUAGUGGACAUUCCAGAUGCCGAUAUUGACACUCUUAAUUUUUUUGUGAAUUUUCUCUACUCUGAUACCUUGGAAAAAAUAGAUUAUGAUCGUCUUAAAAAAUUAUUAAUCCUUGCCGAUAAGUAUGAAGUUCGUCGCCUGAUUGAAAUUUGCGCAUCCUUCCUAAGGUGUGAUAUAUCUGAGCGAAACGCUUGCGACAUAGCAUCACUUGCAAAUAUGUUCAACCAUACAGACUUGAAAUCUUUUGCUCUGGAUUUUAUUGUUGAUCAUCACACGGAUAUUUUCAACCAGCCAGAUUGGUUACCGUGGACUAGGUAUAACAUGGAACUAGCGACCGAGUUUUUAAUUAAAUAUGCUGUUACUUUAUGUAGGGGUCCUACACUGGAUCAAUCAUAA
Molecule: messenger RNA, 1302 nt
Organism: Parasteatoda tepidariorum (common house spider)
Lineage: Eukaryota; Metazoa; Arthropoda; Arachnida; Araneae; Theridiidae
Product: speckle-type POZ protein B
Molecular function (GO): protein binding
Source: RefSeq, a predicted model, not a curated record